Molecule: messenger RNA, 282 nt
Organism: Lindgomyces ingoldianus
Lineage: Eukaryota; Fungi; Ascomycota; Dothideomycetes; Pleosporales; Lindgomycetaceae
Product: G-protein complex gamma subunit Ste18/GpgA
Exons: 3
Coding region: 1-282 (93 amino acids)
Biological process (GO): G protein-coupled receptor signaling pathway
Cellular component (GO): heterotrimeric G-protein complex
Molecular function (GO): G-protein beta-subunit binding
Source: RefSeq, a predicted model, not a curated record
AUGAUGGCUGCACCGUACGAGAUCCGCACCGGCGGAGACGGAAAGAGCAAGAAGCAAAGCAUGGCAGAAUUGAAGCUCCGCCGGCUCACCGAGCUCAACCAGAGACUCCGAGAAGACCUGGACCGCCGCAGGAUACCAGUGUCGGAAGCCGCCCUCGAUCUCAUUGCGUUCACGGACAAGGAACCUAAGGACUGGAUGGUGCCAUCACGAUGGGGAACGAUCGAUAAGCGCGAUGACCCUUAUGCGCCACAACAAAGCAACGGCUGCUGCGCCGUCAUGUAG